AUGUACCAUAAAGAAAAGGCAAUUACCGUCACUGAACACCAGGUGGCAGCGUUUCCCGCCUGGGGCCGGGGCUGGACCACAGAUUCCUAUCCCUUCCUCUUGGAGGUGACCAUUCCCACCCCGUUCAGGCGCCGAAGUAACCAGAGCUGUGGACGGGACUGGUCGAGCGACCUCUUUGACGAGUGGAAUGAUUCCUUGAGCUCGUUUCCGAAUGGAAAUAUACCUCGGCGGAGACCAGCGAGUCCUCGGAAGGGCGAUGGGCAGGUGCGCAGGCUCCCGGAGUCCCGCGACCUAACCCGCGUUCAGACACUUCCAGGACAAACUCCGGGGCGCGGAGUCAUGUCGAGGGACAGCAUGACAGCUGUCCGGGGAGCCCCCGGGCACAGCGCAAGCCCCGCUGCCCCCAAAGAGAACGGACACACGGCGCCGAGCGCCGCUCAGCCGGACCCCAACUUUCCCCUUCCCUCCGCGGGGAGCUUCCCCGACGAUGCCCCGCUGUCCUCCACCGGAGAGCUGACCCACACCUGGGUGCACUUCGCCAAAACCUUCGUUCUCAUUUUCCCCAUUUAUGUCUUGGGCUAUUUUGAGUUCAGUUUCAGCUGGCUGCUGAUUGGGCUCGUCAUCUUUUUCUGGUGGAGGAGGAACACUGGAGGAAAGCUCAGCCGGCUGAGCCGAGCUUUGGCUUUCUUUGAGCAAGAGGAGCAAAGUGCCAGUCUAACCACCUCUGAUUUACCACCAUGGGUCCAUUUUCCAGACGUGGAGCGGGUGGAGUGGUUGAACAAGACGGUGAAGCAGAUGUGGCCGUACAUCUGCCAGUUUGUGGAAAAGCUGUUCCACGACAUCAUCGAGCCGGCGGUGAAGGAGUCCCACGCCCACCUCAGCACCUUCUGCUUCACCAAGAUCGACAUGGGGGACAAACCCCUGAGAAUCAACGGGGUCAAGGUUUACACAGAAAAUGUGGAUAAGCGACAGAUCAUCAUGGACCUGCAGAUUAGUUUUGCUGGCAACACUGAAAUUGAUGUGGACAUCAAACGGUACUACUGCAAAGCCGGCAUCAAGAGUAUCCAGAUCCACGGCAUGCUGAGAGUGGUGAUGGAGCCGUUGCUAGGGGACAUGCCUCUCGUCGGAGCCCUGUCAUUGUUUUUCCUCAAGAAGCCACUUCUGGAUAUAAACUGGACUGGACUCACUAAUAUUCUGGACAUUCCUGGGCUAAAUGGCUUCUCCAACAGCCUUAUUCAAGACAUAAUCUACAGUUACUUGGUUUUACCUAACCGUAUCACAAUCCCGCUGGUUGGAGACAUGGAGCUGGCCAAGCUUCGCUUUCCAAUGCCAAAGGGAGUCCUAAGGAUUCACUUUCUGGAGGCUCAGGAUCUGGAAGGGAAGGAUACAUUUCUGGGAGGGCUCAUCAUGGGCAAGUCCGACCCUUACGGUGUCCUGCAGAUCGGCAACCAGAUGUUCCAGAGCAAGACCAUCAAGCAGACCCUCCACCCCAAGUGGAAUGAAGUUUAUGAGGCUCUCGUGUAUGAACACUCGGGCCAGCAUCUUGAGAUUGAGCUAUUUGAUGAAGAUCCCGACAAAGACGACUUCCUGGGAAGCCUCAUGAUUGAUUUGACUGAGCUACACAAAGAACAGAAGGUGGAUGAGUGGUUUGAACUGGAGGAGGCUCCUACAGGGAAACUCCACCUGAAGCUGGAGUGGCUGUCUCUGUUCUCCACUCCUGAGAAGCUGGACCAGGUGCUCAGAAGUGUGCGUGCAGACAGAAGCCUAGCCAACGACGGACUGUCGUCAGCUCUGCUGGUCAUCUAUCUGGACUCUGCUAAAAACCUGCCUAGCGUCUUCACAGGCAGCUUAGGCUGUGGAAACUUGAGUGAGAGGAGAGCGUCUGGCCUAGUCUUUUGUGAGAGCAAUACGUCAGAGUAUAGAACAAUAUGUUCGGCCAAGAAGAGCAGCAGUGAACCCAGCCCCUAUGUCCAGUUCACCGUGGGACACAAAACACAGGAGAGCAGAGUAAGGUAUAAGACCAAGGAGCCUCUGUGGGAGGACUGUUUCUCAUUCCUGGUCCAUAAUCCAAGGAGGCAGGAGCUCGAGGUGGAGAUAAAAGAUGAGAAGCACAAAUGCACCCUGGGUAACCUGACAGUGCCUCUGAGUGGCCUGCUGUCAGAAGAGGACAUGACGCUGACUCAGUGCUUUCCUCUCAAGAACUCGGGCCCCAGCUCCACAGUCAAACUGAAGAUGGCCUUGCGGAUCCUAUCUCUGGAGAAGCAGGUGUCCUCCGACCUGCCCUCAUCGGUCCAGGUCAGGAAGCUGAGUUUGCCCCAGGCGGCCGCGGCAGCGCCCCCUCUGAGAAUGUCGGCCUCCGACUCGCCGCUGCUCUCGGCCACGCCCCCGCGGCCCACGUACGCCUCGGCCCUCACCCUGCAGCACCACGACGGCGAGCCGUACUCCGCCAGCCCGCUCCGCAGCGCCUCCAGCCUGAGCACCGGCAUCUCCGGCUCCCAGAAGCACCUGUCUCACAAGGAGUCCACCGCCAGCCUGGCCUCGGACAUCUCUCUGCCCACCGCCAGCCUGGAGCUGCAGCAAAGGCUUCAUCAGCUGCAGAAUGGCUCGACCCCCUUGCUGUGCCCGCUGGGGGAGGUCAAGCUGACUGUUCGACACAGCGCGCAGAGGAACAAACUCAUCGUGGUGGUGCACGCCUGUCGUAACCUGAUCGCCUUCACCAAAGACGGUUCAGACCCCCUCAUACGGCUCUAUCUGCUGCCCGACAAGAGCCGGACAGGAAGGAGGAAGACCAGCACGAUGAGGAGGACUCUCCACCCUGUCUUCGAACAAACGUUUGAGUUUAGUGUGUCUGUGGUGGAGCUCCACCGGAGAACUCUGGAUGUAGCAGUAAAGAACGGAGGGAGCAUCCUGUCCAAACACAAAGGCCUUCUGGGAAAGGUGCUGGUACAUUUGGGUGGGAAUGAUAUAUCAAAAGGAUUAACACAAUGGUACGAACUAAGAAAUUUUAUUGAAAUCUGCCCAAAUUCUUUUUGCUCUCUUCCCACUUCCCAGAGAAAAUGUGACAAAUGCUGUUUCAUUGUGUGUUUAAAAAGAAAUCUAACCAAAGGAACAGUUCACUGUUGCUGUCUCAAGAAAUCAUCAAUAACAAGGUCGUUUCGUAUCAGUUGUGGACAAAGAAUCAUGUCCAAGAGAGAGGCGUUUCUAGAGGCCGCCUCUAAGGAAAAAGUGGAGGAUUUUCUUCGCUUUAUUCAGCUCCAUAAGGACAAAACGGAUCCUUUCGAUGUGGAGGAGGUGGUGCAGGAGAUGCCCAGAGACCAGAGAGAGGCUCUGUGGGUCAGGCUGGAGUUGCUUCUUCGGGACAUCCUGCUGGACUCGCCUCCAGACCACUGGGAAGAGGCCAUGCAGCAGGAGAUGGCGUCAGACCCUAAACGUGUUAUGGCUGUUGUGGAUGGCGUGACUCUGGUGGCUACAGUUUCUCUAAACGUUUUACAAGAUGGAGACACCUACGCUGGCCUAUUGGAUAUUGCUCGCAGGCUUCACGAAAUCCUGGUGUUACUUCCUGUGUCGGAGGCACCUCUGCAGCUGCACAUCCAGCUGCUGUUUGAGGCCUGGUGGAAGAAAGGCCUCCAGGAGAAGGAAAGGUUUGGCUGCACAGCUUUCCUCACUGCCCUGCAGAGGAGCUUCAUCUUGAAUAAACCAGGCGCUGAGAUUCAGAGAGUGUGGAGUCUCCACGAUGUGCUUUUGAGUAUGGACUACACAUCAGAGGACAACAAGCAGAUAAUCGACUUAUUGCUCCAGUGCUUUCACCGUCCCAUUUACAUCAGACAUGAUGACGGGAAGCGGUUCCUGGUGUUUCUCUUCAGCUGGAACGUCAACUUCAUUUGGGCCAUUCAUGGUACCAUCAAAAACCAGCUGGAGUUUUAUAGCAAGCGCCUGAUGACUCACAUUAUAGAGAUCUACUUCAGGGCAUGGAAGAAAGCAAGUGGAGACUUUUUGGAGAAGAUUGAGAGCUCGUGCAUUCAGGAUUUUAUGCAGAAUGCAAUCUUCCUCCAGAGAACAUCACCUGUCCACGCCAAAGUCAGACAGAUUGUGAGUUAUUUCCACUCCAGAAAAGGCUGUCACAGUGUGGACAAGAUGCUCCAUAAACUCUACAAGCCAAUCCUGUGGAAAGCUCUCAAAGUUCCUAACUUUGAAGUCCGUGCAAAUGCCACUCUGCUGUUCACUGAGGCUUUCCCAGUCCAUGAUCCGGAUCAAAACCACGAGAAUAUAGACAUCAACAUUCAGAAGCAGCUGGACACAGUAAUGGUCCUCCUAGAUGACCCUCACCCCACGGUGCGCUCCAAUGCAACUUUGGGGGUUUGUAAAAUCCUUGCAAAGUGCUGGGAGCUGCUUCCUCCAACUAUCAUCACAGACUUCCUGAAGAAGCUGGUGUUGGAGCUUGCGGCUGACAUUAGCUCCCCUGAUGUCCGCUGCUCAGUUUUUAAGUGUCUGACUAUUGUUCUGGACAACCCUCUCAGCCAUCCACUAAUGGAAAAACUCCUGCCCUCGCUCAAGUACAGCCUCCAUGACAACUCAGAGAAAGUCCGCAUAGCUUUCCUGGACAUGCUGAUUAAGGUUAAAGCAGCUCGUGCUGCCAAGUUCUGGGACAUCUGCAAUAUGGACCACCUGCUGGCCCGCCUGGCUGUGGACUCGCCGUCAGUCUCCAGGCGGAUCGUCGAUCUGCUCUUCAAGUCUUUUUUCCCUGUAAACGAGUGCGAGAGGGAGUGGUGCUGCCGCUGCGUCACUCUCAUCCAGAUGAACCCCAUGGCUGCCAGGAAGUUCUACCAGUAUGCUCACAGACAUACGGCACCAACUAAUAUAAUAAAGCUGAUGUUGGCCAUCCGCCGCACUCUGAACGGCUGCAUCCAGGUUGACUGUGACCUGACGGAGAUUAACGACAGCAACAAGGAGAACAGCACGGCUGGAGCUGUUCCACUGGGGCCAGACACAGCCGUUGUGUCCAGUUUGCUGGAAGUGGUGGUCGUCCUUUGGAGAAGCGUCGAGAAGGCGCUGAAACAAAACGAAGAGGCGCACAAGUACACGACUGCUAAGUUCGGAAACGUCAUGGCCAAGUAUUUUCAGGCCUUUGAAGACGAGCGUUCCACUGUUCCUCUGAUACAGCUGGCAUCGUUUAUGCCCCCAGCUGCAGUCCCAACAUUCAGCUGUGGAGUCCUGUCCCGGCUGAGGAGGAUGGAGUCGGGAGCUGCCCCUUCGCAGUACAGCCAGCUGCUGGACUGCAUCUGUAGCUGGGGCCAGGCCGCUGACAUCCUUGAACUGGUCACCGACUGGCUCAGUGAGGGGCUGCCAAAGAAAAAAGGGGACAGCACGGCCAGCAGCAGGAAGGUGCGUAUUCAGGAUUCUGUGGAGGCCAAACCAGACCUAGCUCUGGCAUACCUGGAAUACCUUUUCUCUCAUAGUUCAACACGGGAAAAGGUCCUGGCUCUUGGUCAGAGACCUCUGAAGCAGCUCCAUACAGUUCUUGGGAACUGGAAGUCGGUGCUGUACAGCCACCUCAGUUCUUCGGGAGACCCUGAGCCUCCCAGCCUGGAAACGGCGCUGAGAGCCUUUACGUAUCACGGUCGUCUCGGGGCACAUCUGCAACAUAAUCUGACAGAAGGCCGCGACUACCUGCUGUCUCUGGAACACGUGGCAGCAUGGCUGGCAGACAGGGUGCUGCCCUUUCUAAGCAAACGCACCGGAGAUGAUGGCGAGGACUCGGAGAAGCUGCAGCCUCUGGCCGCACAGAUAACUGAGAGCUUCCUGACAGUCUGCUGUGAUGUUCUGCUCGUUGGUUUGGGCGACGAGACGUUCAAAGGUCAAAUCCUCCACCUGUGCUCGCUCGUCCUGCUCUCAGAUGCAGGCUACCUGUGUAUUCCCGUGGUGCUUUCAAUUUUAAAGGAGGUGGCAAGCUGUUGUGUUCCUGACGAGGAGCACCGGGCUCAGGAGAAUCAGGACACAGGCCCUGUCAUUAUGGGCGUGGUGGCCAACAUUUUCCAGAAGAUUAUCGAGAUGUUGGCUCGCCGCCUUCGUAAGGAGCCAGAGGAAGGAAAACAGCUUUGUCAGUCGGCUGUUCCUGGUCUGACAGACUUCCUGCAAGUGGCCCAAACCUGGGAUGGAGCCCCUCUGAGUGGGGUCUUUUCCACCAUCUUUGCUGUCAUCAUCGUGGAGAAAAGACAUUUAUUUCAGAAGAUGAGCCAUCCAGAGGACAUGAUCACGCCACAGACGGUGGACGACAUGCCUCCCUUGUCCAGCGUCCUGCUUUCUGUCAUUCUCAAAUCAUCCUCCAUCACCAAGUCGCUUAUGGCCGAGGUCAGCUCGUCUUUGGACUCGGAGGCCAUCAGCAGUCUCAUGGACCUGGCUGCUGUCCUGCACGUCAUGGUGGUCAUCAAACACAGAGGGCAGUGUAAAGCCGACUUAAAGAGGGCGGCCGUGUUCGUCCAGCAGCAGCUCAGCAGACACACGGCCUCGUCCUCAGCAGAAGACAUGCAGAGGGUUAUUUAUGAAUCCUCAGUGAAGACUUUGAAUGAGAUCCUGCAGUUCUGAUUUCCCCUCUCUUUUGAAAAGGAUCUGUGAUGUGGUUUGAGGUUUGGUGUCAUUGCUGCCUCACACUUUUACUGGAUGAGACAGAAGAGAGUCAGAAAGAAAACACCAAUAUUCAAAGCCAUGUGGAUUUCCUCUCAAAGUUUUUACAAAAACAGGCAAACUUCUCCAAAUGGCAGGAAUGAUGUCUUUUGAUUAAUUUACUCAUUCUUUAAAGGCUUUACUUCCCCAUAAACAUUCACAUGAAAAAGCAGUUAGUCUCUGUGUUUAUAUGGCUCUUUGAUGUGUUUGUGUUUGCUACUCAUCAGAAUAAAACAAACUGCAUCAAUCUAUGCAAACCUCCAGAUGUUUUCCUGCAUGUACAGCGAUUUGCAAAGUAAUAAAAUAUGAACUGU
Messenger RNA from Menidia menidia (Atlantic silverside), 6974 nucleotides. Lineage: Eukaryota; Metazoa; Chordata; Actinopteri; Atheriniformes; Atherinopsidae. The record is from the annotation of a GenBank genome assembly.